GACAGCGCUCUGCGCACAACGGAUACUACUGAUGAAUGAGAAGCCACAGAUCUAGUUCAGAGAGACACGCCUGAAUCUCCAUGGGGAAAACCGAACAGCAGGGUGAAGAUCUUUCGUAGUCUCAACGUGUGUUUAAUGGGGCUAACAAUCAGACUCCAUCCAGUUGAGGGCCGCGAACAGAAAUGGGGCUCCGUCGGUGGACGGGGCCUAGAUUCUGUCCAGGUUUCAAGGUUCUGCCCACCCAGACACUCUUGUAAAGAUUGGAUCGGACCCCCGGACAGAUACUCAAACCUGCGGCCCAUCAAAUUCUACGUCCCCGAGAACGAAUCUCCGCUGGAACAGCAGCUGCGAAAAUUACGCCAGGAAACCCAAGAAUGGAACCAGCGAUUCUGGGCCACUCAGAACCUGGCCUUCUGGAAGGAAAAAGAAGAAUUCAUCUAUAGAAGAUUGAAAGCUAAAGGUUUGGAAGUGAGAGAUGAAACAGGUCAGAAAAUAACACUAAGUGCAGAGGAAAUGGCUGAUUUUUAUAAAGAAUUUUUAAGCAAGAAUUUUAAAAAGCAUAUGAACUAUAACAGAGACUGGUACAAACGGAAUUUUACCAUCACCUUCUUCAUGGGGAAAGUGGCAGUAGAGAGAAUUUGGCGGAGACUUGGACGGAAAUGAAGGAAGGUUGGAGGCCCAGAGCACGUCAGUCAUCUCCGGGACCAGAACGCAACAUCUGAAGCCCGGGCCCCUCUGAGAGCAUUAAUGGUUGACGGGUUCAGAGCCUGGGCUCUUCUACUCUUCUGAACUCUGUUUGCUGUGAAUAUCAAACCCUUGAACUUGACAGAUAAACCUGACUUUAGAGCUAGACACAGUUUUCCCCACCGGGUAAUGCAGAGGCACCCAAACUUGGGCCAGAUUUUUUGGUCCAGGAAAUCGAGCAGAUCACCGGCUUCCCCCUCCCCACUCAUUCCAGCCUAGAGGUGUGGUUCCCACAGCUCCCAGGUCUUGGCAUCUCAGGCUCCUCAGAGCUCUUUCCUCCUCUCGAGCCACAGCAUAGACAUUACUGAUUGUAACCCCAGUGUUGAACCCCGAGAACCCCUCGCAGCCUUAUUCGAUAAAUAAUACAUUCGUUCAUUCAACAGUCA
Molecule: messenger RNA, 1130 nt
Organism: Ornithorhynchus anatinus (platypus)
Lineage: Eukaryota; Metazoa; Chordata; Mammalia; Monotremata; Ornithorhynchidae
Product: cytochrome c oxidase assembly factor 8
Exons: 5
Coding region: 136-663 (175 amino acids)
Biological process (GO): intrinsic apoptotic signaling pathway
Cellular component (GO): mitochondrion
Source: RefSeq, a predicted model, not a curated record